Molecule: messenger RNA, 4305 nt
Organism: Trichechus manatus latirostris (Florida manatee)
Lineage: Eukaryota; Metazoa; Chordata; Mammalia; Sirenia; Trichechidae
Gene: CALU
Product: calumenin
Exons: 7
Coding region: 101-1048 (315 amino acids)
Cellular component (GO): endoplasmic reticulum
Molecular function (GO): calcium ion binding
Source: RefSeq, a predicted model, not a curated record
GCUUCCGGUCGGGCUGUGCUUGCGCGCGUGAGCGGAGCCGGUGGGUGAAUUGCGGCCACUGCAGUUGGGCGGCGGGAGCAGGUUAAGAGAUCUGAUUAUCAUGGACCUGCGGCAGUUUCUUAUGUGCCUGUCCCUGUGCACAGCCUUUGCCUUGAGCAAGCCCACAGAAAAGAAGGACCGGGUACACCAUGAGCCUCAGCUCAGCGACAAGGUUCACAAUGACGCUCAGAGCUUUGAUUAUGACCAUGAUGCCUUCCUGGGUGCUGAAGAAGCAAAGACCUUUGAUCAGCUGACACCAGAAGAGAGCAAAGAAAGGCUUGGAAUGAUUGUAGAUAAAAUAGACGCGGAUAAAGAUGGGUUUGUGACGGAGGGGGAGCUGAAAUCCUGGAUUAAGCACGCCCAGAAGAAAUACAUAUAUGACAAUGUUGAAAACCAAUGGCAGGAGUUUGAUAUGAAUCAAGACGGCUUAAUCUCCUGGGAUGAGUACAGAAACGUGACUUAUGGCACUUACCUGGAUGAUCCAGACCCUGAUGAUGGAUUUAAUUAUAAACAGAUGAUGGUUAGAGAUGAGCGGAGGUUUAAAAUGGCCGACAAGGAUGGAGACCUCAUUGCCACAAAGGAGGAGUUCACAGCUUUCCUGCACCCUGAGGAGUAUGACUACAUGAAAGAUAUUGUAGUACAGGAAACAAUGGAGGAUAUAGAUAAGAAUGCUGAUGGUUUUAUUGAUCUAGAAGAGUAUAUUGGUGACAUGUACAGCCACGAUGGAAAUGCUGAUGAGCCCGAAUGGGUAAAGACAGAGCGAGAGCAGUUUGUGGAGUUUCGAGAUAAGAACCGAGAUGGAAAGAUGGACAAGGAAGAGACCAAAGACUGGAUCCUCCCCUCAGACUACGAUCAUGCAGAGGCAGAAGCCAGGCACCUGGUCUAUGAAUCAGACCAGAACAAGGAUGGCAAGCUUACCAAGGAGGAGAUUGUUGACAAGUAUGAUUUAUUUGUGGGCAGCCAGGCCACAGAUUUUGGCGAGGCCUUAGUACGACAUGACGAGUUCUGAGCUGCAGGCAGGAGCCCGCCUCUCUUCAAAAGUAAUUUAUUUUUACAGCUUCGGGUUUCACAUGAGAUUGUUUUCGCUACUGAGACUGUUAUCACAGACUUUUCAGAUGUGAAAAGGCGUAACAAAAACCAUCCCGUCCCCAUUCCCCCUCCUCCCCCAGGGACUGGAGGGGACCUGUGCUUCUGAUGAACAACUCUAAUCAUUACACUUGUGUUUGUAGAGUUACACUUUGUAUUAUGUAUAACACGUGGUGUUUAUUUUUGUAUUUGUUCUCUGGUUGGGAGGAUGAUAUGAAGGAUCGAGGUCCUCACCUCACACUUGUAGGCAAACAUUAGUCCUUCACUCUUUCUCAACCCUUUAUAAGUUUUGUAAUUCUUACUUAACUAAUUUUUAAGCCUGAGAUCAGUAAGAAAUGAUAAGGGGAGAGAAAAGGAAAAACACACCUCACAGUUUCUAUUUAGAGAGCUAACACCUACCCUUGCCUAUCUGAGAGUGUAACAUUUCACAAGUUGUGGGGGCCACACGUUCCAUUCAGUUGCUGCGGAUCCAGCAACUGAUCCUGGCAUCAUCUGGGCAAGGAAUGAUCCCUGUGCUGUAAGAAACCUUGGCUCAAAUUGAUUUUCUUUUUUAUUUUUUUCCCCCUAGGAGUAUCCAUUUGCUAAUUUUGUCGAGCACAGCUGUGGUGGGAAGAGUUAGGGCCAGUGUCUUGAAAAAUCAAUCAAGUAGUGAGUGUGAUCUCUUUACAGAGCUAUAGAUAGAAACAGCUGGAAAACUAAAGGAAAAAUGCAAGUGCUUUCCGGGUGUACAUUUUUUCUCUGGGUGUGCAUCUUUUGAAAUGCUUGAGGUUGUCUUGCCCCUGGCAAUCACUGUCAGCCGCCCAGCCUGGCUCCUCUUUCCCCAGGUGUUCAGUUGAACCGAAGAAUCAAUCUUGUUUUCACUGCAAUUAAAAUCUACUCCUCCCCAAUCAUGUCACUGAAAGUGCCUUUAACUGACAGGAGAAAUGAUCACUGAAUGAGAUUCUCUUAAGAAACCCUAAAGAUAAAAUAGGGAGAAGAUUAUUUGGACCACCUCAUAUGAAAGCUUAGAACCUCCCAAUACGGUGGGGUUUUUUUCCCCUUCCCUUUGUCUUUUGGACAGUGGUUAAAUAGCAGUAUUAGUUAAGAGCUCGGGUGCAGUGUUCUCAUCUUAAGGGCUGGUUUCCAAAAACCACAUGCUGCUGAAUUUACCAGGGAUCCUCAUACCUCAGAAUGCAAACCACUUACUACCAGGCCUCUUAUUGUGCUGGCUGGCGAGCUGGAGCUCAGACUCGAAGAUGAGAGGACCCGCAGAGAGGGCUCUUUGGUUUGAGGACCAUUGCUCACCCUUCCUGCCUGCCUUUGAAUCAUCUCCAUUCUCCCAUCUCCCUCUGCUCCCCUCAAAUGCUUGUUAUGGAUUGACAGGUUGUCAGUCCUUAUCAGAGAGAAGGAUGUUGUAGAAAGAGCUGAAGGACCGCCCUUCUUCCCAACUCCACUUCACCUACAUUUUACAGAACAUGAACUCCAUCUUCUUUGGUCCCUUUCUUACAGAUGGACCGCUUUUGAAAAAGUUAUUGUAUUCUAAGUUUUUAAUCCUCAGGUCACUAAGAUAAGCAUAUGUAUAUAUAGCCUUUACUAUUUCAUGUAUCUUUCUGGAUAAUAAGGUGGUGCUGGGUGAUUAUUAUAAUCUGAACCUAGGUACAUCUUUGGUCUUCCAUACCUGCUUGGUAUGGUGAAAAGCCAAGUAUCAUGUAACUUCACCACAGCCUUUGAAUUGAGCUCUUGAUAGUGGGUAUACCUUUUUCUUUUUUUAAAAAAAAGUUUAACCCCAGUAUAGAGAAAGGGAAAUGAAGUUCUCCGCCCUCUAGAUUCCCACUUUUAAGAAGACCAGAGAUAAUAGUUCCAUGCCCCCAACCCUGACUUCGUUUGAGAGGGCACAUCAUGAGCUAUGUGGCAAGAGAGCCCACAGCUCACUAGGUGCAUAGAAGCCAGGCCUUAGUCACCCACUUAGAAAGCAGACCUUACUCUGCCAAGACGGCAACUUCUGGAUGCUGGGAGCUCAGCAGCGAGCAUUUAAUCUCUCUCGAUGUCCCUGGAUUAUAUUUUUGGUUUAAAUCAAGCCUGAGGCUGGUGAACAGUAGCUACACACCCACACUGUGUGUUCUGUGAAUGCUAGCUCUCUUGAAUUUGCAUACUGGUUAUUUUUGAUAGAGUGUAAACCAAGUUUUAUAUUCUGUAAUGCAAACAGGUACCUAUCUGUUUCUAAAUAAAACUGUUUACAUUCGUUGUGGGGAUGUGUGUCUUCAUUCUCUAAGAACUGGAACUCUUGCUCAGAAGUGUCGGUGCUGUGAAAUGUCACAGAAAGAGAGCUCUCCAGGAGGUUUACCAUACUCUCCCCUGCCCCCACCAAGCCCAGAGAAAUUAUGACUGUCUCCCAAGUUGGCUACUUUCCUCCCAUUUCUGAAAUCUUCUAGGAUCCUUCUCACCACCGCUGUAGCCCUUCUCUGCUUCACUUAGGCCAUAUGACUGGAGAGCAGCCCAGCUGCUCAUUAGGUAAUUAUCUGAUACCAAACACAAGCCACUCCUGGGUGCAAACACAAUGUUCGUCUUGAUUUUUAUUUCAAAAAGGCUCUUUUUUGAAGGGAGUGGGAGGGAUAUAGAAUAUAAUGUAAAACAGCUUUUUAAGCAUUUUUAUAUAAACUAGUAAAAAUAUUAAAAGGUGCAAAUUCAAGUACAUGUAGGAAGUUAAACUGUUAACUUUAGGAAAUAACAUAACUUAAGACGGAUAUAUAGGUUUAGACAAAUUGGGAGGAGGGUUCCUGGAAUAAUUCGUGCUGGCUCAGGGGCUUAUGGGCAUGACUGUCCCUGUCCAGACUAGCAAUUAUUGGCAGAGAGAGCAUAAAGAAGUUGUUUCAAACUCAUAUUUAGGGCUUACUAAAGGAUUUUGUUUUUUCUUUAUAUCUUGCCUAUUUCUAAGGUGUUUUCUUAAGUUUGUUCUAAUUCAGAAUACCGUCAUCUCAGCAGAUUCCCAGAAGUAAAAAAAAGUUACUAAAAACAUUUUCUCCAUACACUGAAAUAAGAUCAGCUAUACUUCUUAACUGCAUUGUAUAUAGAAAUCGGUUCUCCAAUGGCUGUGAAUGGUGCCACUUUGGAGUAGAAACUGAUGAUUGUUUAAAUGGUCUUUGCAGUGGUCUCAAGUAAUCCAAGCUGGAAGCAGUAGCUCUGUGGGCAGGAAGGAAAUAA